AUGAAAGAACUGCUGGAUAACUUAUUUGGGCUGAUAGAUCUUGAUGAGGAAACGGAAAAUUAUUUAAGAGAAAGAAUAAAUGAUGAGAAAAACAAAAUUGUGGAAAAUGGUGUAGAUUAUUUUUAUGACUUAAUUUGUUCAUUUUCGGAUGAAAAAAUAAAAAAAAAUAUGAUUAUAGAAAUUUAUAACAAACAUUUAAAUAGUGUAAAUGGAAUAAUUAAUGGAAAUAAUAAUAAAAAUGGUGGUAAUGAAAAACUUACAAAACUUGUUAAUUUAAAAGAAUAUUGGGAAAAGAAUGAUGCAAUAGGUUUUUAUGACCCCUUUUUAGGAAUUCAAGAAAAACAAAUUAAUUACAACACAAAUAUUCCAAUAAGUGAAAGCAUAAAAAUAAAUAAAGAAAGAGAAAAACAGAAACAGAAACAACUAAAUUUAUUUAGAGAAUGGGUAAAUAAUAAAAUUAAAAUUCCACCCCCUGUAAGAUUACAUAAUUUGCUACAUUUGAUGGAUUCUAAUAAAAAUAAAACAAAAAUUGAAAAAAUGGGUGAUAUCAAAAUUGAUAACUUUAAUUUAAGUAUUGGUCAAAGAAACUUGCUAAAUGAUACUACAUUAAAAAUAAAUGUUAUGAAUAAAUAUGGGCUUAUAGGAAAAAAUGGAAUUGGUAAAAGUACCUUAUUAGCAAAAUUAGCUAGACAUGAAAUUGAAGAAAUAAAAAAAGAUAUUAGUAUUGCAUGUAUUGAGCAAGACUUAUUUUUUGAAGAUGUUACCGUGUUAGAAUGUGUUCUAAUGGUAGAUAAAUUAAGGUAUGAUUUAUUAAUAGAGCUUGAACAACUUGAAGCAAAAAAAAACAGUAAAAAAGAUGUAAAUAUGCAAGAAAUUGCAAAUCGGAAAAAUGAAGAAAAAAUAGGGGAAAAAAAGGGAGAAAAAGAAGAAAAGGAAGAAAAAAAGGAAGGGAAAAAAAAAAAAAAUGAUAUAAUAAAAAAAUCACCAAAUAAUGAGAAAGAGAGUACGAUGGAAGAAAAUAUAGAUGAAAAGAUAUUAGCUAUUUAUGAUAAAUUAAAUAGUAUCAACUAUUUAGAAGCUGAAAAAGAAGCUAGUAAAAUUUUAUGCGGGUUAGGUUUUGACUCGAAUUUGCAAAAAAAGAAAGUAAACUCCCUUAGUGGUGGUAUGCGAAUGAGAUUAUGUUUAAGUCGUAUCUUAUUUAGUAACAAUGAUAUAAUAUUAUUGGAUGAACCAACGAACCAUUUAGAUAUAUAUACCAUACAAUUUUUGAUAGAUUACAUACAAAAAUUAAAUAAGACAUGUAUUAUUGUUUCUCAUGAUAGAGAUUUUUUAAACGAAGUUUGUACAGAUAUUAUUCAUUUUCAUCAAAAGCAGUUAACAUAUUACUCAGGUAAUUAUGACCAGUUUGAAAAAACAAGAAUAGAGCAUUUAUUACAACAACAAAGAGAACAUGAUUCAAUUGAAAUGAAGAAAAAACACGUACAAAAGUUUAUAGAUAGAUUCAGAUGUAAUUCAAAAAGAGCAGCACUAGUACAAAGUAGAAUAAAGCUUUUAAAUAAAUUACCUGUAAUAAAUCUAGAGAAAGAAGAAACACCAUUUAGUUUCUCCUUUUUAGAACCAUUUUACAUUUCCAAUGUGUUAAUAAGGCUAAAAAAUGUUUCCUUUAAAAAUGCAAUGUUUAAAAAUCUACAAAUAAAAAAAAAGUCAAAUAUUAUAAUAGCAGAUACUGUUGAUGAAUCAUAUGUAAACACAAAUGACGAAUCAUCAUCCAACAUUGAUAGUACAAAAGAAGAUAAAGGUUCAUCAAAGAAUAAUGAUGAUUAUAAAUUUAAGCAUGAAUUUUUAUUUAAAAAUGCUACCUUUGAAGUAGACAUGGAUUCUAGAAUUGCAAUAUGUGGUGUUAAUGGUAGUGGUAAAACAACAUUAAUAAAAAUUAUUUUAAAUUUAAUAAACGUUUUUGAAGGAGAAUUGCAUGUUAGCAACAAAGCAAAUAUUGGAUAUUAUUCCCAAUAUCAUGUGGAUAGUUUAAAUCCAAUUUUUAAUUCCAUUCAACAGUUACAGUAUAAUUAUUCCAACAAAAAUAUAAAGGAAGAAGAAGCUAUCAAAUAUUUUAACAAAUUUAAUAUUCCAACAAAUAUUUUAUAUGAACCUAUUUAUGUUUUAUCAGGAGGUCAGAAAAGUAAACUGGCAUUAGCUAUUUUAGCAUACAAAAAUCCAAAUAUUUUAAUUUUAGAUGAACCAUCGAAUCAUCUUGAUAUUGAAUCUGUUCAAGCUUUAAUUGUGGCCCUUAAUUUGUACAAAGGAGGGCUUAUUAUCAUUAGUCAUGACACCUAUUUAAUAAAACAUGUGGCAGAUGAAAUAUAUCACAUAAAUAAUAUUACCAAAGAGUUGAUCAAAAUAGACUAUGAAUUUGAUAAAUACACGAAAUUAUUACUAGAAAAUAAGAUAUAG
Molecule: messenger RNA, 2451 nt
Organism: Plasmodium malariae
Lineage: Eukaryota; Apicomplexa; Aconoidasida; Haemosporida; Plasmodiidae
Gene: GCN20
Product: ABC transporter F family member 2, putative
Exons: 1
Coding region: 1-2451 (816 amino acids)
Molecular function (GO): ATP hydrolysis activity; ATP binding
Source: RefSeq, a predicted model, not a curated record